Penicillium arizonense is the source of this 2295-nucleotide messenger RNA. Its product is annotated as putative lipin Smp2. NCBI's taxonomy places the organism in Eukaryota, Fungi, Ascomycota, Eurotiomycetes, Eurotiales, Aspergillaceae. Gene Ontology annotation, cellular component: nucleus. The record is from RefSeq and is a predicted model, not a curated record. Gene Ontology annotation, molecular function: phosphatidate phosphatase activity. Gene Ontology annotation, biological process: triglyceride biosynthetic process; fatty acid catabolic process. The transcript is spliced from 3 exons. The coding region runs from base 1 to 2295 and encodes 764 amino acids.
AUGCAGUACGUUCGGAGCAUCAGCGGUUCCGUCUCCAAGACAUGGAAUUCAAUCAACCCGGCCACCCUUAGCGGGGCUAUCGACGUUAUUGUCAUAGAACAAGAAGAUGGCACCCUCGCCUGUUCGCCCUUCCAUGUCCGUUUCGGCAAGUUCUCGCUCUUGCGUCCCUUUGAGAAGAAAGUCGAGUUCAAAGUCAACGGAGUCAAACAAGAUUACGCUAUGAAGCUCGGGGAAGGGGGCGAGGCAUUCUUUGUAUUUGAAACGACCGACGACAUCCCCGCAUCGUUGCAAACUUCGCCGUUGGUCUCUCCAGCAGCGAGUCCUCGGGCUCAGAGUGAACCCGAUAUCCCGCCUUCGCUGCAGGAACCUGAGUUUCUCGACCUCGAUAAAUCAAAUGCGGACGCAUUGUCAGAAGGCGCGAAGACUCCGCCGACCAUCCCCAUAUCGAACAAGGCGCGGGCCCACACAGAUUUAGGGACAAUUACGCCUCUGUCGCGAUCGCCCGACGAAUCCGAUAUUCCCUCACGACAUGGCUCGUUGAGUGGCAAACCACCACUUGACCACACUAUCUCGGACAAUGUGCUUAUAAAAAGCUCCCCUCGGAAUUCUCUGACCGCCCCACCUGAGACCGGUGGCCAUGACGAGAACGAGAACGAGGGUGAAGCAAUGGGCCGCUCUCGCAGCCCCCCUCCCAUGUCUCCUCAGGAGGCGGUGUCUCGUGCCAUCUCACUUUCAAAGAAACUGUCUGGCUCCAAUAUUCCAUCGCAUGUCACAGAAACAGGUGAUUUGAUGCUGGAUAUGACCGGCUACAAGAGCAAUGAAGAAGAUGCCCUUCGUGCAGAGGUUGUUGCGCGCAAGAUUCUUGCCGAGGAGCUGGAAGGGAGCUAUGACAUUGGUGCUCUCAUUGGAGCCGACGAACAUGGCAAUUUGUGGAUCUACAGCAGCGAAGAAGCAAAGGAUUUGGCUGACCGCAGAGCCACACUCAAUUCGCUGCGGCCGGAGACGGCGUUGAGCGAUGAUGCACUAUCUGACCCAGGAUAUCAUAGCGAGGGCGACCACGCUAUCUCGGAACCGUCUUUGACAGCACGCCACCACAGAACCAAAUCGGAUAUUCAACCUGGAUUCCCCACACCCCCAGACUCGCCAUUGCAUGAUGGUUUCGCAGUCGAAACCCGGAACUACGCCAAAACUCUCCGGCUGACGAGCGAUCAACUCAAAGCCUUGCAACUGAAGCCAGGCCCCAACACAAUGUCUUUCAGCGUCAAUAGAGCCAUCUGCAGUGCAAACAUGUAUCUCUGGAAUGGCAACACUCCAAUCGUGAUUUCGGAUAUUGAUGGAACCAUCACCAAAUCUGACGCAUUGGGCCAUGUUCUUAACAUGAUUGGACGUGACUGGACACAUGCGGGUGUCGCUAAACUAUACACCGACAUUGUCAACAACGGGUACAACAUUAUGUAUCUUACCAGUCGAUCGGUUGGCCAAACAGACACUACACGAGCCUAUCUGCAUGGCAUCUGCCAAGAUGGCUACAGGCUCCCAAGGGGACCAGUGAUCUGCAGCCCUGAUCGCACAAUGGCGGCCUUGCGGCGAGAGAUCUACUUGAGAAAACCCGAAGUUUUCAAGAUGGCAUGUUUGCGGGAUAUUCUCAACCUCUUUUGUGGCAAAGAGAACCCCUUCUACGCUGGAUUUGGAAACCGAUUGACAGAUGCAUUGAGUUACCGCUCUGUUAAUAUUCCGUCUACUCGGAUUUUCACCAUUAAUUCUAAUGCUGAGGUUUCGUUGGAUUUACUGAGUCUCAACAAGUACAAGAGCAGCUACGUGACCAUGCAAGAGCUGCUCGACCAUUUCUUCCCGCCAGUCACUCUACUUGUGCAUUCCGGAGGUGAAGAAUACACGGACUUUACAUACUGGAGAGAUACGCCGCAAGAGCUUGAAGACUUCUCUUCGACCGACAGCGAAGACGAGGUAGAUGCCGAUGAGAAUGUUGCUGAAGAAGAUGAAGACGGGGAUGAUGAAGAAUACGACGACGACCUGAGCGAGGGUGAAGGCAGCGAAUACCUUGAUGAGGCUGAAGCCGCUGAGGAAGAUCUCGGUGCGAGCUACAUGUCACAGGACUCAGCUGUCAUGUCAAACCCGGCAGGUUCAAUCCUGGAGUCUGUGGAAGGUGAUUUGGACAUUGAAGAAGAGGCAAUCGGCGAAGAGGAGUUGACUCCUGUGGUUGAAAAUACCCAGGACCGUACCGAAAGCCCUGCAAUUUCUCUCCCCAUCCGUUCCAAGUUGCCCCAGACCCCUUGA